Molecule: messenger RNA, 4688 nt
Organism: Schistocerca gregaria
Lineage: Eukaryota; Metazoa; Arthropoda; Insecta; Orthoptera; Acrididae
Product: UDP-glucosyltransferase 2-like
Exons: 7
Coding region: 86-1612 (508 amino acids)
Molecular function (GO): UDP-glycosyltransferase activity
Source: RefSeq, a predicted model, not a curated record
CACGCUUGUAGUUAAUCAAAGGAAGUGCUCGGAGCUCAGCACGGCAGUGCAGCGGGCGGCGGUUCUCCGCGUGUAGUACUGCACCAUGAAGCUAAGUCUGCUGCUGCUGCCGCUGGCGCUCCAUGUGUGCUCAUGUGCGAGGAUCCUCGGUAUCAACCCCACACCAUCCAUCAGCCACCAGCUGCCAUUCCUCAUCAUCAUGCGAGCUCUUGCAGAGAGAGGACACGAUGUUACCAUCAUUACCACCAACCCUAUAAAGGAUCCACCUCCAAACACAACUCAGGUAGAUUUAUCAUUCAUGUAUGAUGUGAAGAAACAACACGACUUCUACAAAAUGUCUCUACUUUCAAAAGACGAAUUCGCUGAGAAGAUGAUACAAGCUGCUAAAAAUAGUUGUGACCUUCAGUUUAAAACCCCCGGUAUAAAGGAACUUCAAUUUGAGAAGAAAUUUGACUUGGUGGUAAUGGAAAUGUACCUACAGCUUUGUUACUAUGGCCUUGUGCAUAAACUGGGGUCUCCACCAGUUGUCGGUGUUUGGUCAGCAGAAAUAUACUCACAGCUACAUCGUAUGAUGGGCAAUCUAGUUCAUCCUGCGUAUAUGCCAGAGCUGGAGACAACCUACACGGACCACAUGACGUUCUGGGAAAGACUUGACAAUACUUAUCAAAUACUGAACGCGUUUUGGCUUGCUAGAAGAUAUGCAGCGGCUCAAAAUGAAGUAAUGAGGGAACAUUUCGGACACGAUGUUCCCAGCAUCUUUGAAUCGCAGUACAAUAUUAGUCUCUUGCUCGCAACUACUCACUUCUCCUCCUCCUAUCCAAAGCCGAUGCAACCGACCGUGGUUCAAAUGACUGGACUCCACAUUAAAGGAAAGCCGAAGCCGCUACCGCAGGAGAUACAGUCCUUCCUGAAUGGUGCGGAACAUGGAGCCAUAUACUUCAGUCUUGGUUCGAAUGUUAAGAGCAGAACUCUGCCAGAGUCUAUACGACGAGCACUGAUGGACGCCUUUUCCGAACUUCCGCAGAAGGUCCUUUGGAAGUUUGAGGAUGACUCUCUACCAGGGAAGCCAAGCAACGUCAUGAUCGCCAAGUGGUUGCCACAAGAGGAUGUUUUGUCUCACCCAAACAUUCUACUGUUCAUCACUCAAGGCGGACUUCAGAGUUUCAAUGAGGCAUCCUAUUACGGUGUGCCACUAGUCGGAAUACCUUUCUUUGGUGAUCAAGCAUACAAUGUGGCAAAAAUGGUCAGCGCUGGAAUUGGAGUCAAGCUGGACUUUCGAAGCAUCACACAACAGUCUGUCCUCCAAGCCGUGCGGACUGUUCUGGAGGAUCCCAGCUACCAGGAGAACAUGAAGCGCUUCUCAGCCGUCUACCGGGAGCACCAGAGCACGUCCCUGGAGAGGGCGGUGUGGUGGGUGGAGUACGUGAUCCGCCACCAGGGGGCCCCCCACCUGCGCAGCGCAGCCCUCGACCUGCACUGGUGGCAGCUGCUGCUGCUCGACGUCAUAGCCUUCAUUCUGGCUGUGGCGGCCGUGGCGGCGUUCGUCCUCUACAGGCUGACUCGGUGGUUGUUGACUUUGCUCUCUCGACCCAGCAAACAAAAGGAACAAUGAGACUGUUGCAGCAGAGCAUGUCAGAGGUCUGAUAUGAACCAAGCUGACUACAGAUUGUCUAACAGACUACAUCAGUAUUUUGAAAAAAAUAACGUAUGUGAAACGGAAAAUUAAGUAAUGACGUUGAUUUACUUAGAAAUCUGUGUGUGAGGUUCAUAUCCUGUUUUUUAAAACAGAUUUCUUAAAAACUUCCAGACAUUGGUCUCUGCAAGGAAAUCAAAUGUUGGAUGUUAUACUUCAUGCAAAAUUGUUUUGUUGACGAGGUUAACUAAACUUGUGAAAACCGAGAUAUACUUCUAUAGUUCCUGUAAAUGUAUAGUACAAUGUAUCUAGUGUGUAUAUUAUUUAUUACUCGAUUUUUACCGUGUUUGGUGGUGAUAGUGAAUUGUUUAUAACUCGAAAAAGGCGUGUGUGAACUGGUGGUGGCUGCUAUAUCAGAUGGUUUGGAGAUAGAUAUGUGUCAUGGAGCUUGUACAGUUACACCAAUAACAGCGCACAGUUCACUGCGGUUACACCGUAAGGGGUACUAUAAGCCAGGCACAUACCUCGACUGAAGAUGUGGAGGCCCACAUACAAAGAACUCCUUCACAUCUACCAAAAACAGGUGGCUGCCCAACUACAACCACCACGGUGGACAACUAUCAUCAAGCCUACGUCCAAGGAUGCUUAACAUUUUGGACUACUUCAAGCCAACCAGUCAGUCGCAGCAUAGUCAGCAACAACAAUCACCUCAACGUAAACAGCUCCGUCCACAGCCACGACUUUUCUCCCAGUCUCAACGACGGACUUCCGAGUGGAUAGCGAGCCCUGAACCACAACCACAGCACCUUGAAAACGACUUUACAAACGACAUGGGGCCCAUCACACCUGCUCUUACAGAUAUUCGGAAACUGCUGAUGACAAAGCUUCAGCAAAAUCUUCAAAGCAUACGCACCCUUUUUGAAUGUAUUAUAAAAGGAGUAGUCUCUCUCUGAAAUGGCUGGGAGACAACUCACCAGUUACCUCUUUUUCUGUGUAUGGAAAGCUGCACGAAAGAUGGAGCUUCAAAUUUCCAACUACAGACUAGAUGUAUUUGUUUCCGAGACGCGUUUAACGGAAACCACGUUGUUCAACCUGCGGAACAUGCAGGAAUGUCGGAUGGGUAGAGCUGGCGGCAGCGGAGGAAGCACUGUGGUAUUUAUCAAGAUCACCCUCACACUCUCCAUUGAAUACUUACGACCUAUGAAACGCUUGGAAGCGACAGCUAUCACAGUCCGCAUGGCCGUCGGGAAAGUAACUCAUGUCAUGACAUACUUACCAUCUAAAAAGGAACCCAUUCUGGAUAAUCUCCGUCUACUGACUGCUGCAGACAUGUGGCAGAGUACUGCGUGGCGGAAAUUUGAGUGUGAUAGAACAUGGAAUUGCAUUGCCAAAGGCCGACUCCUGUACGAUCUGUAAUAAAGAGUUGAUGGCACCCGGACCACCACGACCAGUGAGGAUAGUUCGUUUUUGCCAUCACAUGACCGAUAUUUUAGAUAUUCAUAUUGUAAAAAAAUCUCCGUCGUAACCUUUAGCUGAAGACCAUUAAUCACCUCUCCUGUCAUCAUCUGCCGGUUGUUGGAGUCAUUGAACGUCGAGCAUUUCCACACAGACUUUGCGUGAUGAGAAUAAUCAACUGAGACCAGUUCAACAGUAACAAGGUUAGACCAGCCCAAAUCGUGAGGCCAAGGAAGGUACUGACGACGCCUUCCAACCACCCACGAACAAAAUCCGGUCAGCUGGCAAACAGGCAUUCACUACUGCACUGAUACUGGAUCAGAACAUAGCACCAUUUCCACAAUUAUUACAAUAAUUAAACAUUCAAAGGAACUGGAGCAGAAGAGGAUGGAAGCAAUGUAGAAAUCUUGUUCAUAGUCAGGAAAUGAACAACCUAUUAAGAGAGCUCCGACAACGAGCUGUAGAAUGGAGGAAGGAAUAUUGGGAUGAUAAGACAGCACUUGCCUCUUCAACACAAAAGAACAGUGACAGACUGUCAGACUCCUUCGAUUAUCCCUACCUACCAAGCGUGCAGUACAAGAUCCGAGUGGACUUCCUUAAAACCAUCAGCUAAAGGAGAGUUCUAUGCAACUGUCUACGACCAGCAUAAGAUGCCCCGCCCCCAACCGCCGGCCUGGCACGAACAACAUCUCGGACGGGAAGGAGAACGACUAACGCAACUCCUCAUUGAAUGUAGAUUACAACUGCUGCAAGACUGAAUUACACUGGUGACCGCUCAGAGGGUCAAGAAAAUUACCUGCAAAACCAACCUGACUGGGACUAUAUUGGCGAUGUAGACCUAAGGCCUUUGCCACUAAAGCCUACAAAGCUACUUAGAACAAUCAUUUAAUAGCUUUCUUUUAUUGGGCUGCUUACCAGAGACCUGGAAGAUAGGUCAAGUCAGUCCAACCCCGAAGCCUGGGAGACAUCUUUUAAAACACGAAAAUCAUCGCCGGAUAAUCUUAUUAUCAACGAUAGGAAAAAUACAUGACAGAAUUUUUCUCAAUAGAAUUACCGCCCGACUGGAGCGAAACAACCUUAUUCGCGCAGAACAGUUCAAUUUCCAUGCAAAGUUGUCUGUCUGGAUAACAGAAUAUGUCCAAUCCAACUUCAAUACGUCCACCCAUCACUGGGCGUCAUUAUAGACAUUGAAAAGUCAUGUGACAAUGUAUGGUGCCUGAACCUCCAGGAGAAACGUUUAACAAACACUCUCAUUCAAGAAUGGAAUUUUCACUCUGCAGCGGAGUGUGUGGUGGUAUGAAAGUUCUCGGGAAGGAAUACGGAGGUGGAAGGAACAAGGACACUCAUAGUGUACUAUUUCUUUCUGAGUAUGCACUAUUGUUCUCAAAUGUACACAGUUCUUUUGGUAUGGCUAUAAUGCUCCUUACAUAAAGAAAACCACAGCUCAAGUGUGUCUACUACAGUAGGUGGUAUCCACUCGUAACAAAACUUAAUGCCUUAUUUGUGUGACUACUGUCUCUAACUAUAAAUAAAUGUUAUUCUGUAUUUGUUAAGACUCAGAAAUAAACUACGGAAGUAAUAUACCAUUAAAAACAAUUUU